Messenger RNA from Condylostylus longicornis, 2148 nucleotides. Its product is annotated as dual specificity protein phosphatase 15. Gene Ontology annotation, molecular function: protein tyrosine/serine/threonine phosphatase activity. NCBI's taxonomy places the organism in Eukaryota, Metazoa, Arthropoda, Insecta, Diptera, Dolichopodidae. The record is from RefSeq and is a predicted model, not a curated record. Bases 458 to 1732 code for a protein of 424 amino acids. Gene Ontology annotation, biological process: protein dephosphorylation. Gene Ontology annotation, cellular component: cytosol. The transcript has 8 exons.
UAUACAUAUAUGUAUGUGUAAAUAAAAUAUAGAAAAAAAAACAAUGUUUAAUAAUAUAAAUUUGAAUAUGUAAGAAGAAAAUGUGAUUUUCCAUUAUAUACUCGUAUAUUAUGUGAGCUUAAAAAAUCAAAAUACUCGCACGUUAUUACAUAGCUAUACAUACAUAUAUACAUAUAUGUGCUAUAUAUAUGAUAUAUGUAUUUGAUUUUUAAAAAAGCGAUUAUAAAUUUUUAUUACAACUACAACACUUUAUAUUUUUAUUAAAGUUUUUACAUUACAAUAAAGGAAUUUAUUUUUUUUUUAUAAGUAUGCAAAAUCAUUUUUUAACAAAUUUUGUGAGUGGCAAACAGCAUAUAGUUUUACUAUUAUAUAUACAUACAUAUAUACAAAUUAUGUAUGAUCAUACUAAUUAAUUCUGUCAAUUAUCGUGGAACCGAAAAAAUAUAAAUGAGGAAACAUGGGAAAUGGAAUGAACAAGGUCUUGCCAGGACUUUAUGUUGGCAACUACAGAGAUUCGAAAGAUCAGCAACAACUGGAACGCCAUCAGAUUUCCCACAUUGUUGCGAUUCAUGACAGUCCAAGACGAUUACUGCCAGACAAGCACUACCUGUGUGUGAUGGCUGCUGAUGUUCCUGAACAAAAUUUAUCCCAAUAUUUUCCUGUUUGCAAUGAUUUUAUACAUGGAGCUAGAUUACGUGAUGGUAACGUAUUAAUACAUUGUUUAGCUGGUAUGUCGCGUUCAGUUACUGUAUGUGUUGCUUAUGUAAUGACUGUGACGAAUUUAAAUUGGAAGGAUGCUCUAAAAGUAGUGAGAGCAGGAAGAGCAGUAGCAAAUCCAAAUUUAGGUUUUCAGAAUCAAUUGCAAGAAUUCGAAAUGUAUAAAUUAUCUGAAGAACGACGACGUUUACACGAACGUUUCCCAAGUAAUGCCUUAGAAGAGUCGGACCGUGAAAAAUGUAUGAUUGCAUUAAAUAGCUAUGAAGAAUUACUGCAAAAUCGUGAUAUUUGUGAAGGAAACUGUAAUCGUGGAGAAAAAUGUCCAACAGGAGUGUGUCAAACCGACCAACCAAAAGGAAUUUUUCGCCGAAGACCUAGCUCUGGAUCGACACGCAGUAGUAGAUCAAAUAGUUUAAAACCUCCACCGAAUGGUGCUCAAUCAUGCCCGUCAUCACCAAAGCAUAUGCAACGUAAACCAAUGCGGGGUGAUUCAAUUUCUAGUUCAACAACUCUUCAAAUACCUGAAGACGAUGUCUUAGAGAUGAACAGCAGUGGUCCAUCCUCUUUACCUGAGCAAUCAAUACGAAGCAGAGACAGACAACAAGAAGAACAAAGUAGACUUCAACAAAAUGAUAAACAAAAGAAACAGGAUGACCAAUCAGAAAGGAAUUAUUUAGGACUUCAUCGUAGUGCAAGUACAGUCAGUAGUUCAUCAUUUUGUAGGCCACGUAGUAGUCCAUCGGGAUUAUUUUCAUAUACGGGAAAAGCAUCAGCAAAUUCAACACCAUCAUCCGUCCAUGGCUCACGUGUUGACAUAACAAAGGACGAAAGAGGUUCCGCCAUUUAUUUAGGAUGCAAUGCACCUAAAGUUAAUGGCUCAUCAUGGUCAAUAUCUUCGUCACGAUCUUCGGGCGGCUCUCAACCAGCAACACCAAAUCAAACCCCACCGGUAAGCCCGAGGAAAGCACCAUUUUUCAGAAGGUCAUCAAGUGUUGUUAAGAAAAACAGUAGGUAAAAUUGUUUGAAAGGGCGAAGUUGUAUCAAUACUUCUUAAUGGAUCUUCAAUGAAUUUUCAUUUACUGGAUUUAACAAUUCAAGAUGUAAUGAAGAAAUAAACAUAAUACCCAUAUGUUUUUAUUACAAAGAUUUUAAAUCGAUAUAAUAUUUUAAUACAUCAUACAAAAACAGUUGCUAAUACGUAAUUCGCGUUAUAUUCAUAAAUUAAAAUCCAUUUAUUUACAUAAAUACAUAAAAUUAUCAAGAAUAUUUUAUAGCCAUAUAGCAGAUCAACACAAAAUCUGUCCAAACAAAAAUCAUAGAAAAGGUUAAUAUCAAAAUUUAAUAUACAUUAUACAAAAUUGUUCACAAAAAUUUAUAUAUCAAAAGCAGUAGAAAAAAAAAAUAAAAUGAAAACUAAAAUAAACCUAUUUU